Nomascus leucogenys (northern white-cheeked gibbon) is the source of this 488-nucleotide messenger RNA. RefSeq names its product synaptonemal complex central element protein 3 (gene SYCE3). The record is from RefSeq and is a predicted model, not a curated record. Gene Ontology annotation, biological process: spermatogenesis; synaptonemal complex assembly; reciprocal meiotic recombination. NCBI's taxonomy places the organism in Eukaryota, Metazoa, Chordata, Mammalia, Primates, Hylobatidae. Gene Ontology annotation, cellular component: central element.
GGCGGGGCAUCCCUCUGGAGGAGAGACCUGUUCCUCAAGCGGCCGCUGGGGGCGCCAGAGCAGCACCGGAGCGCGGGCCAAGCUGGAGAUGGCUGAUGCUGACCCUGAGGAAAGAAACUAUGACAACAUGCUGAAAAUGCUGUCGGAUCUGAAUAAGGACUUGGAAAAGCUAUUAGAAGAGAUGGAGAAAAUCUCAGUGCAGGCAACCUGGAUGGCCUAUGACAUGGUGGUGAUGCGUACCAACCCUACGCUGGCCGAGUCCAUGCGUCGGCUGGAGGAUGCCUUCGUCACCUGCAAGGAGGAGAUGGAGAAGAACUGGCAAGAGCUGCUGCAUGAGACCAAGCAGAGGCCGUAGGCACCACUGGCCCACCACAGCUGCCAUGCCACCCUCUGCCCGUAUGAAGAGGUCACUGGGGGAUGGAGCUGGCACCCACAUGAAUAGCUGUAUGCACUGUACUUGUUUCUUAAUAAACUUAUUUUUAAGCACA